Messenger RNA from Boleophthalmus pectinirostris (great blue-spotted mudskipper), 3238 nucleotides. RefSeq names its product c2cd2 like (gene c2cd2l). Bases 328 to 2391 code for a protein of 687 amino acids. Gene Ontology annotation, molecular function: phosphatidylinositol binding; phosphatidylinositol transfer activity. The record is from RefSeq and is a predicted model, not a curated record. Lineage: Eukaryota; Metazoa; Chordata; Actinopteri; Gobiiformes; Gobiidae. Gene Ontology annotation, cellular component: cytoplasmic side of apical plasma membrane. The transcript has 15 exons. Gene Ontology annotation, biological process: positive regulation of insulin secretion involved in cellular response to glucose stimulus.
UCCAUGGACAGUACAGAGGCAGCAGGAGGUGGGUACAAGCAGCGGAGAUUGAACCUUACAGAGCCUGCAGCGCAGCGCACAGGACCACACUUCACGGCUGUGUUUAAAAUAGAUUCAUGUCAGCGAAUGACAGCCCGUGAAAAACUCGCUGAUGUCUCGGAGAUGAGAAAAAUAAUAAUCGCCAUGAAGACACCGUCAUGUUACCGACUCCUUGCUUUCAAUUCGUCGCAGCUUGUGACUUAGUUCAGCGGCCAGAGGGGGCUGACCUGCUGGGACGGACAGUUCUGACAUUUCAUUCGCUGACAUGAGAAGCGCGAGGAGACGCUGAUGGAGCUCCAGGACCUGGGGUGGCUGUGCAUGGUGGCUCUCUUCCUGGCCUCCUUACUCAUUGUGCUGGCAUGGUUCGUUCAGUAUUCCCUGGCAGUGCUGCGGCUGUGGAGAGCCAAGUGGACAGCCAAGCAGGGCAAGAAAGGAAGAGCCUGGCAGCAGUUUCUCCCCAAAUGGAUAAGGGAGAGGAACCAGGCGAGUGGCGUGUGGGGCAUUCUGACGCAUCUUCAGGCCGGAUGGGACGGAAGAGCUGCUUCUGAGACCGGGGUGAAGGGGCUGGUGACCUCUCUUUUCUCCUUCAAAUCCUUCAGGGAGCAAUGGCAGAGGACCUGGGUCAAAGCACUGAAUGAGCAAGCAAGCAGGCAUGGGAGUUCUAUCCAGAUCACAUUUGACAGCAGUUUACAGCUAAAUACUAAAUGCGAAAUAGAGAGUGUGGCCUGCACUGACCAAUCAGCACAUCGAAUGGUCCUACAGUGUAAAUGCCGUGUGGACAACAUGACGUUUCCUGUGUCAGUCACUCAACAGUCAGCCGCCACUGUCUCCAUGGAAACAUAUCAGAUCCAUAUUGUACCAGUGGUGGCCAAGAUGGAAGUAUGUCUUGAAGAAGUGGAAAACGAAGGGCUGCUAAUGUCCUGGAAUCUUUUAAGACAGUCUUGUUUUUCUAUAUCGAUAUCAUCUCUCAAGAUCCAGAAACAGAGCCAUGCAGGUGAAGGAGAGUUAGAUGUGAUUAGGGGACUUGUAGAGGACUCUCUCUUUGGCGCUCAGCCAGCUAUGGUCUUGGAUCUGAAAACUUGUGUGUCAGGUCCCCUGAUAACAAAGGAUUACUUAUCCAUAGGACCCCACAGUGUCAGACGGCUCCAGCUCCGGCAGCUCAGAGUGACCUUAUCCAAAGACCUGUGGCUGAAGUCAGGGGAGCUCUGCUGUGUCCUGAACUUGGACCAACCCUCCACAGAGAAGACCACGCGCUUCCUAUAUUUGCCCAGUAACCCCAACACCCCAGUGGAGUGGAGUGAAGACAUUUCUUUUGACUUGGGUCUGGAAUCCAAAGAGCUGAGAAUAAGACUUUUGGAGCGAAAUGGCAAGCGGGAAAAGUUCUUGCCAGGACAUGCAACAAUUAUCUUGGAGCAGUGCAAGGUUUCUCAAGAACAACGUAUGUUAUCAAUCAGCCCAGGCUAUGGACUGGCUCCAAAUGCUACUGUGACUGCAGAGAUUACGUUUGUAGAGACAGGGGAACCUAGUGGUAGUGUUUUGCCUCUUCGCUCCUCCCUCACGCCAACAAAGAAAGUGGAUGUAGAUCGAACAAUAAUGCCUGAUGGGACCAUUGUAACCACUGUCACCACUGUCCAGUCUCGUCUCAAGCUCGAUCACAGCCCAGGUGACUCUCCCUUGCGGUCACCCUCUAAAGUGGAGGUAACAGAGAAGAAGCCCACCAUUCUGUCCGAUGGAAAAAGUAGCUCAAGCCCCAAUCCCAGCAAGGCCAGUCGUCUCUCCAAUGGCCUGGACCCUGUUGCUGAGACGGCCAUUCGUCAGCUGACAGAGUCCAAGGUGGUCCGGAAGACCCCGACUAAAAGAAGCACACUGAUUAUCUCAGGCGUAUCAAAGGUUCCACUCUCCAAAGACGACAGCUCAUUAUCGAGUGGCUACGCAGCAGCGAUGGAUGCGGCUCAUGGGAACCAUUAUGGGACAGGGCAUCCUGCUGACCCUGAUGAGACCACACCAUCAGAUGUGUCAGAGCGCCCUUCGGUGGACGAUGUGGAGUCGGACACAGGCUCCACUGGUGCGCUGGAGACUCGCAGCCUCAAGGACCAUAAAGUGGGCUUUCUGCAGAGUGGGACCAAACUGCUGUUCCGCAGAAAACAUCAAGAGAAAGAGUCCUGCUUCAGUCAGUCUCAUGAAGACCUCUCCAACAUGGGGAAUAACUUUGUUGUGUCCACAGCGAGCACCCACAAAAAGUCAGGCAGCUUUUCACGACGUCUCAUUAAACGCUUCUCAUUUCGCACAUCAAGCAAGUCAAAAAGCAAAACUUCUUCUGCAAAUGGAGGGGCAAGUUCACUGGAUAACUGACAAAGCAGAAGACAUGACUUUACUGUUGUAAAUAUAUGAAAUAAACUGUUGUGGCUUCUGGCUUUGAGAAGAAUGGCCGAGCUUUAAGAAUGCACUGUUAGAAACACAAAGACCCCUGGAGGGUUGUGCAUUCAUGAGUAGAAGAUGCCUCUGCGAGGAAUUUUCCCAAAAGAAAAGUCACAAACCGUUUUUUUUUUUUUUUCUUUUUAUAAUUUAUUAUAAGUUAUAUUAGUUUCAAAUAUUAAUCAUCUCAAUGGUUGCACUUGUUUUUCUUUUUACUGUGCAUAUAAUUAAAUAGAUAUUAUGAAAUAAAUUACUAUAAACAAACUAUUUUAUCACAGUAUAGUGAGGAUGCUAUAGAGUAUAUUUAUGCUGAAAUUAUUUAUGUUAGCCUUUUUGUGUCAGCUCUGUAACUGUCUGUACAGUUGUUUUGGGAUGUUGUACAUUGUACCUGAAAACAGAUGUUUGUUCCUUUUAAAUAAGUUUGAGUUGCACUUUAUGUGAAAGACUAUUUUGGUUUGCUCACAUUAUGAAAUAUUUUGAGAGAUAUUUCUUCAGUCUUCAUAGACAGUGACAAAAAGGGCAAUACAAUGCACUAUGGUUUGAAUGUGACAUGGCCGGGAAUAAAUGUGUGUAUAAUUUAUUACAAUUAAAUUAUUCUGAAAUCAAUUUUGUUUUAUAGGAACCUGUCAUCCGACCAAUCUGUAGGCCUAUUUAAGGCUAUCUCAAGGUGUACAGUGAAUUAAACAAUAUAUGAUAACAUCUGCUCAAAUGCAAACCCUACUGAGCUACUCACUCCUUCACAGCGCAGUACAUAAGGGGCAUAAAGCAUUUGACAGUUAGAAUC